AUGAGUGUCUUUCUAAGGGAUAUGAUGCGACUGAGUGAACGUGUAUUAGUCAUGAUACAGCCAUCAUUAGCCGAGUUUCUUCAAAAAGCCUCGUAUCAAAGUUUAAAUGAUUUUGCUGCGAUCUACUGGGCAGUUAUCCGCAGCAAAGGUACUAUGGAUUGUAAAUGGAAGAAACGAAAGAAAGAUGUCUAUGAUGGUUGGUACGAUGGUCAGUAUGUAUCGGCUCAAAUAUCAAUUGUUUGUUUGAGGGGAACAUUUUUAGUCAGUGGCAUGACUGUCGGUUUUUUGCCCGAAAAAGUCACCUCCAAUGAAUUAUUUGUUCGCGUAUUUGACCAUUAUAUCUUUGAAGUACAAGCAACUGAAUCAUCCAAUACCUACAUUACUAAAUAUUCUUAUCAUGGUGAUCGAAGGGUCCAAUAUGAAUUCCAUUUCGAUGAUCGAACCGAUCGCUUGACCGUUCAUGAACGACACAUACGGACAAAGGAAAUGUUUGAACUGAUCCCUCCUAGUUGUUUUGAGGCUGAACUACCGGAUACUUUUGUCUCCAGUCACAGCCAUUGGAGAAAUAUAAACGAUCAAACAAUCGAGUUUCGACCGAUUCAUUUUAGCGAUUCCGAUUUUCUAAAUCACAAACCCUACGUGUUAACUAUGGAAACAGGCUAUGUUACCACUACCGAGAGCGCCAAUACACAAAUUUUGGUCAGUCGAUCAUCACCGUUCUUCCAGAAUUUGGUUAUGCAGUACUUCGUUCGCCUCGAUGAUGAGCCGUACUUGUACAUGAUGAGAGAUGAUGCUUUAGAUGUCAUUGAAAAAAAAAUACCGCAGACUGAUGUUAUUAUUCACACUCACGUCUCUCGCUUAGGUAUUGCUUUCAAAUACAAUGCGAGCAGCAACAACAUUACCUCUCGUGAAUAUUCAGAUAUGUACGUUGAUAAAGAUCAAUGGUUGGAAACAUUGACGGGUUUGAAAUCCGGUCUCCUCCUAUCGCCAACGACAGCAACGAAUAAAAAACGUGAACAUUAUCAAUCCCGGAAACUGAUCGUUCCUUUCGGACAGGUCUAUGCCGGAGAGCGAUCCUUCGCCGGCCAUCAGACCGUAACCAUUCAACGAAGCUCAUCAAUGCUAUUUCCCCAUCAGUAUUUUGUUUUCAUUUUGAAUGAUCGAUUACGCAUUGUUCAAGCGACCGAUAGUCCUACCGGAUGGCUUUAUCUGGCAUUGCUUCAUGCCAUUACAUCUCAUCCCCUACCAGAUCAAUAUACCGGAAUGACAGGAAUGGAACGUACCUUUCAAUUGCUCAAUUCGGCCGGUUGUUGGACUAAUCAACCGUUCGAUUCUCUUUCUCUAAAUAUUCUUCGUCAAAUAACUCUCAUUUCACCAAAAGUCAAUUAUUAUCCGGAACAUCUCACUUGCAUGCUAAAGAUUGAUUGGAAUUCUGAUUGCAUACCUUAUUCCCUGCAACAUUUCGGCUAUUAUCUGAUAGCGAAAAAACUUAUCGAUACAAGUCACCAAUUGAAUUUCAUGCAUCCAUCGUCUUUUCCCGGUAAGAUGUCGAAACUGAAGGGAGGGGAUGAAGAAAAUGAUGAAAGAUCAUUGGCAAAACUGCACUGGGACUAUCGCGAUUCGUACAAUCCGACCGCUCGAUUAUCCGCAGAGAUGGAAGCAGAAAUAACAACAAGUUCAGCAACACGAUAUCAGCCGGCUCCACAACAUGGUUCGACUGUCAUAAAUCCCGAACAGAUUCACCUUGUGGAUGAUAUGUAUAAGAAUGAAGAUGUGCGUCUGAAGGACAGUUGGGAGCUGUGUUGGUUCCCUUUGUCCCGAUGGCUCACUGAUGAAUAUCAACUGAAAGCUGUUUGGAUUGGUUUAUUGAAACUCGCUGACUCUGUUAAGAUAUCAGCAGCUGACAACGAAGAAUUCGAAAAAGAACUAUCGAAUACACCACAUUCAAAUUGGGCACCAUCUGAACAUCUUCCAUGGUUAAUUUUGGAACUAGAAAUGAACACAACCAUUCGUGAAAUACAAGUGAACGUCGCCCGUCACAUGAUGCAAUCAAAAUUGUCGACUGGCGAUACGACAGUAAAAAACAUCGUCAUGCAAAUGAAUAUGGGCGAAGGUAAAACUUCCGUCAUUAUACCGAUGCUAGCACUCAGCUUAUGUUCGCCUUUAUCGAGUUUGGUUCGUGUGGUGGUACUGAGAUCCUUAUUUUCCAUGAACUAUCAAUCGUUACGAUUCAAAUUAGGCGGUUUACUCAAUCGGCGUAUCUUUCCAUUUGCAUGUCGUCGCGAUAUGAAUUUCACCUAUGUACAAAUCAACCAAGUCUUCGACCGUCUCAAACAAGGAUUACGUAAUUGUGAUGUCGUAUUGAUUUCACCGGAAUACAUUCUCUCCUUCGAUUUACUCACUAUAGAUAAAUGUCGACGAAACGAAUUUGAAACUGGUCGUUCGAUGUUGACAGUGCAACGCUGGUUGAAAACAUUUGCUCGGGAUGUUUUGGAUGAAUCCGACGAAAUUUUACAUGUCAAAUAUCAGUUGAUUUAUACGGUUGGUGGUCAACAACAAGUCGACGGAGACACAAACUCAUCGGUUGAUCAUCUCGUUGAUCGAUUUCCACUCAAUGAUAUUCAACUGUUUCUCAUCGUUCGUGGUUUGCUGUCAGCCGAAGUCCAAUUCGUUGCUUUCAAGAAGCGCUAUCGAGUUAAUUAUGGCGUCAGUCUCAAUCCUAGAUUUAAUCGAUUAAUGGCCGUACCGUUCCGGGCCAAGGACGUUGCCGCAGACAAAACUGAAUUCGGUCAUCCGGAUUACGAUUUACCUGAACUACAAAAAACCUCUGCCAUUGUCGUGAACAAUUUGUUACAAUCGGAAAAUGAAAAUUAUCAAUCUUUACCCAUCAAUGCUACUUCGGACGCGAUCUUGAAUGAAAUUGUGAAUUACAAAUCGAUGAUCAACAUUAUUCUGGAUGUGGGUGCACUGUUCAUCGAUGGCACGAAUCGUGAAAUAGGGGUGAAAUGGCUGAAACUAUCCAAUAAAGCUCCGAUCGAUUAUGCUGUUUAUCUGGAAUCAGAUUCCAUCUUUGUUUGUGAUCGUCAGUUCCAUCAUCAUUCAUUUCUGACAUCGCCUGCUAGUGAACGACUGGAUCGUUGUGUGAUUUAUUUAGAUGAAGUGCAUACGAGAGGAACCGAUUUCAAAUUUCCGACUGGAUUCGAAGCUGCAGUCACCUUAGGGAAUAGUUUAACCAAAGAUUCUUUCGUUCAAGCAUGUAUGAGAAUGCACAAAUUGGGCAAAGGUCAUUCGUUGACAUUUUGGAGUUCAGAUGAAGUUCAUCGACAAAUCACCACGUUGAAGAGAGGUUCGCCUGGCCAAAGUCCAGAAGUACAGAUACACAACCAGAAUGAUCCCGUCAGGGUCAAAGAUAUUCUUCGUUGGGUGUAUGAGAAUUCGCAACAAGCCACUUGGGACGGAUUACAUCAUUGGGCUGCACAAAGUUUAAGUUUUCAACGGAAAGUCGACACCUUUUGGAGCAUUCACUGGACCGAUCAUCAGCAAGUGUUUACAGAUAAAAUGAUGGAAGAGUUGGCCAGAGAAUGUCUGGAACCGGAAAUCAUUGAGUUAAAACGUAUGUAUGGUGCACCAAGAGUGCUGCAAACCAUAUCGGAGAUUUACGUGAUUCGCUACCAACAUUGCAGUAUUCGUUCAUCAGCAGACACUCAUGACGCUGUGUUAAAACGAUUGAGCGCGUAUGGUGGAUCGAAGCAACGUCUGUCACAAUUGUUAGAUGAAGAGCAACAACGAGAAUUGGAACAAGAACUAGAAGAAGAACGACAAGUGGCUCGUCCUCCACCUGUCCGUCCGCGCCAACCGAUCUUACACAAGGCAAUCAAGAGAUUGUGCAACACCGAUGGUCCUAUGUUGAACUUAGGUCAAUUUACUUCGGUAUUUCGUCCCUUAGUUUAUGCUUUUACCGGCACCACAUUCUCUCAAGACUGUUCAGUCAACAGUUGGCAGCCACACUUUUCGGUUUCCACAGAAUUUCAGCGAGUGAUUCUAGCCAAAGGGGAAUCCCUAGAUCCAUUUCUCCGUCCUCCGCGAUGGAUAAUGGUCUAUCGCAGACAACAUAUUAUUUUGUCAGCGCUUUUGAAGCCAAUUGGCUGUUAG
Messenger RNA from Didymodactylos carnosus, 4152 nucleotides. Lineage: Eukaryota; Metazoa; Rotifera; Eurotatoria; Philodinida; Philodinidae. The record is from the annotation of a GenBank genome assembly.